AUGACCCUCACCAUCUCGGAUCCUAAGGAGACUGCCCCAACAGACUCCAAUGAGGGACCCAUAAGAGCUAUUCUGGAGGAUAUGGAGGCGAAGAAGCGGACGGAGAAGUCUGAAGAAAAGGAGAAGAGAAAAUUGGAAGAGAAACGGGCCGAGGAAGAUGAAGUUGCCCGACUGGAGAUAAAGAAGAAAGAAAAAAAGAGAAGCAAAAGAAAGCAACGAAGGCGAGAAGAGAAACGCCUAAGGAAAAAGGAAGAAAGGAGGAAAAGGGCAGAAAGUAUGGAUGUCGACGGAGAAUCAACCACCGCAAGGGUGGAAGUAGGGGUGUCAACGCAAGUUAAUCCAUCAACGCAACAACAAGCUUCAUGGCUGCAAUCUAGACUAGUUACGUCAGACGAUAAGGAAGAUCCUGACAUCUCCUAUUUAAUACGGCGUCGUAAGGAGAAUGCGCCGCAAGGGUCCACAAGAGACCCAACAAUUUAUCAACGCAUAGAGAAGAAGAAGGAAAAAAAGAAAUGA
This is a messenger RNA of Benincasa hispida (wax gourd), 516 nucleotides long. The record is from RefSeq and is a predicted model, not a curated record. Lineage: Eukaryota; Viridiplantae; Streptophyta; Magnoliopsida; Cucurbitales; Cucurbitaceae.